This is a messenger RNA of Andrographis paniculata, 1203 nucleotides long. Its product is annotated as PRA1 family protein B4-like. Lineage: Eukaryota; Viridiplantae; Streptophyta; Magnoliopsida; Lamiales; Acanthaceae. The record is from RefSeq and is a predicted model, not a curated record. Gene Ontology annotation, cellular component: endoplasmic reticulum; Golgi apparatus. The transcript has a single exon. Gene Ontology annotation, biological process: vesicle-mediated transport. Bases 117 to 779 code for a protein of 220 amino acids.
AGUCACCGUAGCCAAAAUGCUCCCUAUUUAUACGUACAACCUAUACAACCUACCGCUGUUAUCCACUAGCACAAAGUACAAACUGCAUUCACCGGAGGAAAACCUAACCGCACCCAAUGGCAUCCAUUCCCUCCCCGCCCCCCGCCGUCCUGCCGCUCUCCACCCCUCAAGCCACCACCGCCACCGCCACCGCCCAACAAACCUCCGCAAUCCGUACUUUCUUCACCGGCGUCUCCGAAACCGUGCGCACCGGCUUCGCCAACCGCCGCCCCUGGCCGGAGGUUCUCGACCGCUCCGCCUUCUCCAAACCUGAAUCCAUGUCCGACGCGACGCACCGAAUCCGGAAGAAUUACAACUACUUCCGCGUUAAUUACCUCACCGUAAUCACCUCCGUGCUCGCAAUUUCGCUUCUGACGAAUCCUCUCUCCCUCGUCCUCCUCGCCGCUCUCCUCGCCGCCUGGCUGUUCCUCUACUUCUUCCGCCAGUCCUCCGAUCCGAUUACGCUGUUCGGUCGCCAAUUUUCCGAGCGCGAGACGCUGUUCUUCCUCCUCAUCUCCACCGUCGUCGUCAUCUUCCUCACCAGCGUCGGAACCGUCCUCGUCUCCGCGCUCAUGGUCGGCGUUGCUAUUGUAUGUACGCACGGUGCGUUUAGGCUUCCGGAAGAUCUCUUUCUCGACGAGCCAGAGCCUCAGAACGGAGCCUUUGGUUUCCUCUCGUUCCUUGCCGGCGGUCCAACAACCGCUUCGCAGCCGGCGGUCGCCGUUCCAGCUAGGGCAUGAGGUAUUUCACCAUUUAUUUAGGUAAUUGAUUAGCCAAUUUUUACCUAAUUUUUUUUCAACAGAAUUAGGUCUCCGGUAAAAGAAAUUUUUAUGCACACAAUACUAGUUGCCUUUUGUUGUACUAUUUGUUCCUUCUCCUAUGAAUUGAAUUGAGUGAAUACACAAUUCUUUGCUUAUCAUUCGUCUAUGCCUUUUCGUUAUGUCAUCGAAAAUUCACAAAGAAUCUAUUCUGAUUUUCAUAUAUUCUCUAAUAGUGCAUCUCUUUGAUCAAGAAAAACAAACAGAAUUGAAUGGUAUGAAUGGCUUUGUAUUACGAGGCAAUUCUGUUCUUAUAGUCCUCCAUACUUUAGUGGAUUCAUAGCUUUGAUUUUCUGCUGAUUUCUGUUGUAAAAUUUGUAUUAGCAUUGCAUUUAUAUAUAUGGAU